This is a messenger RNA of Triticum urartu, 1464 nucleotides long. Lineage: Eukaryota; Viridiplantae; Streptophyta; Magnoliopsida; Poales; Poaceae. The record is from RefSeq and is a predicted model, not a curated record.
AUGGCUUCAAUUGGUUGGGUGCUACUACUCUUUAUUGCAGAGCUUUCUGCGCUAGCCACCUCCGGCGCUCACGGUGAUGGUAACUUCACUCUUCGCUGCCAGCCAGACCAGGCUGCAAGCCUCCUCCAGCUAAAGAAAUCCUUCUCGUUCUUCCACUACCCCAGCGCCCUUGAGUCAUGGCAGGAUGGCACUGACUGCUGUCUUUGGGAAGGUGUUGGCUGCAGCAACUCCUCGGGCCAUGUCACCGCUCUGGAACUCAGUGGGCAUGGCUUGUACAGUCAAGGCAUUAACCCUGCAAUCUUCAACCUCACCUCGCUCCAACUACUCGACCUUAGCAUGAAUUAUUUUGGCGAGUAUAGUCUCCUCCAAUUCAGGUUUGAGAGGCUGCCCUUGCUCACCCACCUCAACCUUUCCCAUUUAGGUUUUCAAGGCCAGAUACCUACUGGCAUUGGCGGACUUACCAAUCUUAUCUCCUUGGACCUUUCUGCUAAUUAUGAUCUUGGGGAUGUUUCCACUUAUGAUAUCAUCACUGGUGACAGGAAUAAUGUGCUCUACCUGCAAGAUCCCAACUUCAAGAUCCUAGUGGCCAACCUCAACAAUCUGAGAGAGCUCUACCUUGAUGGAGUGGAUAUGUCUAGCAGCGGAGAAUGGUGCCAUGCUCUUGCUAAAUCCCUUCCCCGUCUCCAAGUUCUUAGCUUGAGUUAUUGUAAGCUCGUCGGUCCUAUCUGUCCAUCCCUCUCAAACCUCCACUCCCUAACUGUGAUCAACCUCGAGGGAAACUUUGGUAUACCUACGGCUUUGGCUCCUUUUCCAGAGUUUUUCAUGGAUUUUCUCAAUUUAAGUGUGCUCCGACUUGCUGCGACAAAUCUCCAAGGCUUGAGAAGCUUGGAAGUCUCUGAUUGCGACUUUAAUGGUCCAAUACCAUCUGCAAUUGGCAACCUGACAAACUUGAAAAGCUUGAAUAUCGACAACUGUGAUUUCUUAGGGCCAAUACCAUCUUCAAUUGGCAAGCUCAUGAACCUUAGAAGCUUGGAAAUAUUUGGUGUUUACAACGAUAUUGGACCAAUGCCAUCUGCAGUAGGCAAUCUUAGUAACUUGGAGAGUUUGAAAAUAUUUGCAUCCAAUUUUUCUGGACAAAUACCCUAUGCAGUUGGGCUACUCAAGAAGUUAACAUCACUAGAUAUUCGAAUGUCUGGCUUUUCUGGAAGUAUACCAAAUUCAAUAUCUAAUUUGACUCUCCUAAUUGUGUUAGAUCUUUCAUUAAAUGAUCUCAAUGGUGAACUUCCAGCAUCUGUUUUCACUAUUCCAACAUUGCAACGCCUAGAUAUUCGCUCAAGCAAAAUAUCUGGCUCUAUACAAGACAUCAAUGCAACAUCUUCACACUUGCUUCAGUGGGUGGAUACCACCCUGUCUAAUACAAGAAGGUUCCAUGAGUGUGUUGAGUUUGAGGGAGAAUCAAUUUGA